GCCGUGUAUUCGUCCGCCCAGAAACCGGCCGCCCUUCCGAUAGGGAACUCGUCCUGACGUCAUGAAACAAGAACAGGCAGAUACCACUUUUGAGUAAGGGCAUUAAUACUACCGUACCACCCACGGUGCUCUGUACCUGCUGCCAGACUGCGACCUGUCUCCGGUAUUUACUGACACUCUGUGCGCUAGUAGGUCGGAGCGGAAAACACAGCCGAGAGAGACGGACGAGGCGCGCCGUGCGACAGGAAAGCAGCGGGCUGUAACCUAGCUUUAGGCAUGGCUGAUCUCCUGAGGCUGCUGCUCCGUGUGGCUGAGAAAGCCGCCAAUGUGGCUCGGGUCUGCAGGCAGGAGGCCCCGCUCUUUCAGCUGCUGGUGCAAGAGAAGACUGGAGAUGACAAGAACAAGAAGUUCGUCCAGGACUUUAAGACGCUCGCUGAUGUGGUGAUCCAAGAGAUGAUCCGUCACGAUGUUGGAGUUCAGUUCCCUGAAAUGAUAGGCUUCAUACAUGGAGAGGAGUCCAACAAGUUUGAAAAUGGCCUUGGGGAGAGUGUGACGGUCACAGUGUGUGCGACAGAGGAGGAGACUGCAGCGCUGUUGGCCACAGUGUUGGAUGGUGAUUGCACAGCAGCAUCUCUCCUGGCACGAGCCAUUCACCAAGACCCAGCAACCAUAGAGACAGGGACUGAGGGUCUUAAUGUUCCCCUCAGCCCCAAGGAGCUCGGCAUCUGGAUCGACCCUAUAGAUGCCACCAGCCAGUAUAUUGAAGGUCGUGAGGAGGUUUUGGAGGAGGGCCACCUGUCUCCGUCAGGUCUGCACUGUGCUCUGGUUCUGAUUGGAGUUUACCUCCGGAGCACGGGAGAGCCGGUCAUGGGUGUCAUCAACCAGCCGUUCAACUACAAUGAUCCGGCUGGUGGAGGUUGGAGAGGGAAGCAUUUCUGGGGUGUGUCGUGUGAAGGUGUCAACGUCUGCUCAAUCUCCCGACGCAAAGCUGUGCCUGAGGAGAGCAAAGAGUCUCGAGGGCUGUCUGUGGUGCUGAGCUCCAGUGAGAAGGAGGUGGUGAAGGAAGCCCUGACUCCACUGUGCGGCUCAGACAAGCUGAUGUACGCCUCCGGAGCCGGAUACAAAAUCCUGUGUGUCAUCCAGGGUCUGGCCGAUAUCUAUGUCCUCUCAGAGGGUAGCACUUUUAAGUGGGACUCCUGCGCCCCGCAUGCCCUGCUCCGGGCCCUCGGAGGGGGUGUAGUGGACUUAACAAAGUGUCUACAGUCCAGUGCCGGGCCAGAGGGCCGCCAGGCAGAGCUCACCUAUCACCAGCCCCACACUGAGAGUCACGGGGCAGACCGCUGGGCCAACCAGGGUGGCCUGGUGGCAUAUCUAGACUGUGCACUGCUCAACAAUGUGAUUGGGAGUCUAAAAGGCAAGCUCUAGUUGAAGAAGACAUGGAUCAAUUGAGUGCAAGCUGAAGUAGCUAUUGUUGCUUAUAUGAUAAUAUUCAUUUUUCCUAUUUUAUGGGAAGGAGAAUGGGGGGUGGGGUGGGUUGGUUAAGGUAUUUUUAUUAUCAACAAUCCUGUUCUAUUUUAAACAUUGAUAUAUAUGCAGUUUUAAAUAUGAGAAAGUAAACAUAGACCAGGGGCCUGUCUCAUGAAGCAAGAUAAGUGGGUUAGUGAGCUAACUUUGGGCACAGCCCACGUUUUUUGGAUACAUCACUAUGGGAACUUAAGCACAUUUUAUACUUACAUGAAAAGAGCAUCUGUGUGUGAACUGAUACUAUUUGUUCAUAUCUGGGGCUGAAAUUGAUCUAUGCAUGGGCAUAGAUCUGAUUUAUUUAUCAUAGGGGGUAUCUCUGUACGGGAAUUCAGCAAUACACACAUCAACAUAAAAGUAAACUGCCCAUGAGCAGGUUAGGUUGAAGUUGUCUGAUCCAAAAAUAUAAAAAAUUAACUCUGGAAAAAUCCCGUGGACUUGUGAGCAUAUAGUAAGAAUUUCCUGGCCAUCUGCCCACUCUUUGUUUAAAAGAGGGCUUCUGUCAAAUUGCAGGCAGCUGACAAUAGUUACCAAUAAUGAAUGACAUUUACUGUUGCAUAUUAUGCUCACUGAGUUUUUUUUCCACAGGAAUUGUAAGCAUGAUCGAUGCACUAGAUUGUGCUCAUAUUCCAUCAGUGCAGCCCUGGAGAAACUGAGCUUGAUUCUGAGAACAGGAAAUCUCAUCACAUUGCAUCCCAUUAAUGAAAGUUAAGUUCCUUAAAGAUGGGGCAGUAAUAAGCCCUUUUACUUAUUCAUUUGCACUAUUCGCAGCUUCCCUCCAGCAAUCCUCUCUAGCCUUGGCAGCAGAAACUGUUUCUUUACUGCUGUUAUAUGUUUUGUAUUGCUCAUAUUUUGUCUGUCAAGAACAUAAUUUUAGUAACCCCCUCCCAUGCUUUCCACUUCUGCAGUCUACAUAAAGUGUUGAAAUUGUCAGCCAUACAUAUUACUUAAUAAUAACUGCUGAAGGUGUUAUUUUCAUUCUGUAUUUUAUAUUCUGUAUAAUGUGCAUGUAUGCCAUUUCAUAUUCAUUGCGGAAUUACAUUUACCACUGCAACAACUUAGUUUUCAUUAGUUUUAUCCUGUCUUAAAUAGGCUACUCUGGAUCGGCCCAUGCGAUUGGCUGUUUGUUACAAACUACAUCUCUGUUGCGUCAGCAAGCUCGGUUGAGCGAGCUAGUUAACAACCACCUUUAUGAGACCAGUUAGCCAGCAUUGUUUUUGUUAGAUUUUGUGGAGCCAGCUAUCACAGAAAUACCCUGACUAUGUUGAACCUGUGCCAUGAGACAGGCCUCUGGGUCCAGUAAUAUUUGCCAAUCCUGACUUUGUAGCUUCUUUGUUACCAAAUGGGUGAAGCUAGACACGCAGGAUGAUACAUCGGACACCCAGAUCUUAAAACAAUCACAAGAAGGUAUUUGAAGCUAUUUAUAGAUAUCUGUGACUGACAACUUAUCAACUGUCUUGUUGUGGUAAAAGUUACUCGUCUGCUAGCCUCCUCCAUGCAGGUGUCAGCAAACUUAUUAUUUGUGAACACUAUUUAACCCAGGACUGAUAAGCAUUUGUUAAACAGUGAAAGGCUUUGUGACAGUGUAGUGAGAAGGAAGUGAAGCUCUCACUGCUGGACAGCUGAGGUGUACCUCCCUGCCAGAGAUAUGGUACCCUGGCAUGGUGAGACUGCUUAGGACCAGUGUGAAGGAUGUUUGCUGGACCUACAACAAGAACACAGUCAGAUGAACCACUUUAAAUUGCAAUCAUGCUAAAUCAAAUUACAGGUGUCUCCCAACUCGCCUAACUUCUAAUGAGUUAUAAAUGAGGGAAGUGAGUGUGUAAGGCUCAAAUCAACCAGUGUUGAGGAAUCUGCACCUCUCUGAAACUGCUCCUUUUAAGGAGCAGAGACAUCAACUUGCCCUGCCCUCUUUCCAUGGUCAUAGCUCCAUUAGUUAAUAAGGUCAGAGAAUGGAAAAGCCAUAUGAGGUAAAACAGUGACUCACAGAACCUUUUGCAAUGUGGGUUUACAGUAAAAUGAAAUUUUAAGCCAAUUUGAUGGAAUGGGACCUAUGCAGGCUGACAGGCUCCUUUGAGAGCAACAUUAAGCAUUCUUAAAAAGAUGUUUACUAUGUGGAUAUAGUUUCCUAGCCACUGUAUAUGUUUUAAAUGUUAUAACUUGUGUAUGCAUCAUUAAAUACCUGAAACGACA
Myripristis murdjan (pinecone soldierfish) is the source of this 3714-nucleotide messenger RNA. RefSeq names its product inositol polyphosphate-1-phosphatase (gene inpp1). Lineage: Eukaryota; Metazoa; Chordata; Actinopteri; Holocentriformes; Holocentridae. The record is from RefSeq and is a predicted model, not a curated record. Gene Ontology annotation, molecular function: inositol-1,4-bisphosphate 1-phosphatase activity. The transcript is spliced from 6 exons. Gene Ontology annotation, biological process: phosphatidylinositol phosphate biosynthetic process. The coding region runs from base 277 to 1425 and encodes 382 amino acids.